Messenger RNA from Ricinus communis (castor bean), 925 nucleotides. RefSeq names its product protein THYLAKOID ASSEMBLY 8, chloroplastic. The record is from RefSeq and is a predicted model, not a curated record. Gene Ontology annotation, molecular function: protein binding; RNA binding. NCBI's taxonomy places the organism in Eukaryota, Viridiplantae, Streptophyta, Magnoliopsida, Malpighiales, Euphorbiaceae. Bases 16 to 861 code for a protein of 281 amino acids. Gene Ontology annotation, biological process: chloroplast organization; Group II intron splicing. The transcript has 2 exons.
AAUGGGGGGGUCGAUAUGUCCGAGUGGUUAAGGAGACAGACUCGAAAUCUGUUGGGCAUUGCCUGCGCAGUCUCUUCCCAGAGACAACAGAGUCAUUUCGUCGUAACACAGGCAGACAUCAAAUUUCAUCUUUUCACCAAUCACGACACAAAACACAGGCACACUCUCUCAAUGGCUUUCUCUUCUCUUCAUCCAAACCUCAUUUUCCUCUCUCCCAAUGCUCUAACAAAACCACAAACUGCCCUCACUACUACCACCGUCCGCUGCGGCGCCGGUCCACGCUCCAACCGCGGACCGCUAGUAAAAGGCCGAAUCUUAAGCAAAGAAGCAAUCCUAGCCGUACAAUCACUAAAACGCUCAUCCACCAAAUCACCGCCGCCAAACCUCUCACGCUUAAUCAAAUCAGACCUCCUCUCAAUCGUCCGUGAGCUCCUCCGUCAAGAUCUCUGUCCCCUAGCUCUCCACGUCCUCUCCACUCUCCGAUCAGAAUACCCUAACCAGAUUGACCUGAAUAUCUACGGCGACGUCAUUUUAUCUCUUUCAAGAAACAAAUUGGAGGAAGAUAUCGACCGUUUGAUUGAUGAUUUGGCGAAAGAUGAAAAGAUGAUAAAGUGGGAGAGCGAUAGAGGAUUGUUGAGAGUGAUUAGAGGUGUUGUUGAUGCUGAGAGAAAAGAAUCAACGGUUAAGAUUGUUGAAAUGUUGAGGAGAAGUGGGUGUGGUGACACGUGGCCUGGUGAUGUGUAUGUGAUUAGUGUUUUGAGUAAAGCGCUAAGAAGGAUGGGUGAGGGAAAGCUGGCUGACGAUAUUGAUAAGGAAUUUGGCGGGGUUUUUAGGGGUAAGAUGGAGAAUUUGAAAUUGUAAAAACUGUUUUCUUUUCUUAUUUUUCCGAAUUUCAAUUUUAAUUUAGUGGUAUAGUUUUUAUUUA